AUGAAGGUAUAUUGUGAUGUGGACUCCAAGAACAAGAGCUGGAUAGUUAUUCAGAGAAGAAUGGACGGGUCUGUAAAUUUCAAUCGCAGUUGGGCCGAUUACAAAGCUGGCUUCGGCAACGUGAGAGUCGAAUUCUGGUUUGGCAAUGAAUAUAUCUACCAGCUGACUAAGGACAAACCGAGGGAGCUGAGGAUUGAUAUGGAGACGUUCGAUGGACGAAAGGGUUAUGCAUUGUAUUCUGCCUUCAGUGUUGUAUCUGAGUCUGGGAAGUAUAAGCUCCAUGUGGGCGGAUACACUGGUGACGCAGGGGACGAUUUAGAAUCGUAUCACAAUAAUCAGUCAGCAUUCACUAAAGGUGCACUUUUAUUUUUGAAGAUACUAUAA
Molecule: messenger RNA, 384 nt
Organism: Dreissena polymorpha
Lineage: Eukaryota; Metazoa; Mollusca; Bivalvia; Myida; Dreissenidae
Product: fibroleukin-like
Exons: 1
Coding region: 1-384 (127 amino acids)
Source: RefSeq, a predicted model, not a curated record